GGCAGCGAUUGGCCGUUUUUGAAAGUUUAAAGGAAAACCUGCACAGUGAGAUAAGGAGAGCUUGUGCCCAGUUGACUGCCUUCUUCGGAUAUAGUCAGUGGGAGCCAAGUUACUCUCCGUGGCUGUGCCUCUAUCACUGUUCCUCAAGCGUUCGGAAACACACGGGAAUCAACGUUGUCAACACUUUCCACUCAUUAUGGCUUGGACGCACCUUCUUUUCGUCUGCAUUGUGCAGUUUGCCGCCGGCUCGGUCUCAGACGCCAAGUCGAAUAACACCGCGGUGAUCGGCGUCGAACCGAAUGAGACGACAACACCAACGUCGUCGUCGUCGAUAGCUGCGCCGGGUUCGAUCCCAACAGCGAACCGCAGUCUGAGCGCGACGCAAAACGCGACGACUUUCAGCGGCAACGCGUCCACCACCACCACGUCCACCACCACCAACGCGUCCACCAUCACCGUCGCGUCUCCGAUCUCAACGUCAACGAUCAAUUGUCCAACUUCCACAGCGCGCAGCCGAGCGGCGACAGUCGCAGCGACGCCUCUGCCGAAUACGCGUGUCAUCGCUGGGUCCGCGGCCGCCGUCGUUCUGCUGCUGCUGCUCGUGACGGGGAUGUACAUGUGCUUCAGGAGCAGGAGGUACAACUCCUUUUGGUUUCCUCGUGGAAUGGAUUCAGAACUGGGCAUGAAUGAAAUUAAUAGAAAAGAUGCCGACGCGAUGUCGUCGACGUCGUCGGAGAGCUCCGUCUACUCCCCCGCCGAGAUCGCCGAGAUCGCCGCGCGGGCCAAUGAGCUGGACCUCUCCCGCAAGGCCCUGCACACGGAGACGGACUCCAACAAGGAUCACCGAGAGAUGGCGACUGAAAAUGACGGGGAGGAUGCCCACCCAAGCGGCGGCAAUGACAUCGUCGAGAAUGGAACCGACAACGGCAGCAGUGAUGCCACCACUCACCUCAUCGAGCAAGAUUCUGAAGUUGAUGGAGCGGUCGUUCAUCCAUAAGUCUUCCCACAGAUGUACAGGGCACACACCAUGCAGGACGCCCCCCUCUAUGAUGAACCCUUAACCCCAGGUUAACAGGAGACGGCCAGCGAGCAUCUGGAUAGCUGUUCAACGCCUCGCAGAGAGAGAGAGAGAGACAUCGAGCCACCACGGUGAUCGGAAAGCUGAUGAUGGUACCAAGGUGCCCUCAUUCUUCAACUCUGAUCGCCUCUUCCCUUGUGUGUCGUGUGACUGUGUGGUCGUAUCGCGCAUCGUGUGACUGUGUGGUUGUACAAUGGGCUCCCUAGUGCGCGCAUUUUUACAUUGCCGUUGACUGCCGUGUGUUACCAUCAAUACAAAAAAAGAUGGCUUUCAGAACAAUACAGUAUAUAUAUUUUUAAAAUUUCAUUGUUGGAGGGUGUCUCGUCUAGGCAAUAGUUUAUAGGGUAAAAUUUAUAUGAAUUUACAUACCAAGUGCUGAUAUAGGAACCAGUAAAAUAUUUUUUAUCGGGUCAAGAGCUAAUUAGGAACAUAAAAUAUGUUCCUAAUAAAAUUGUAAUCCUAUGCACAUGUAUAUUAAAGGCUGAACAUCACUAACAUAGACGCGUGCUCACAAUAACAGUAUAUUCAGCACAGGUGUUUUCCCAUGUUAAACUGUGCAGUGUUUAUUUUAAAUUAAUACCCUCUUAUAAAAAAAUGUAAAUCAUCCAACUCGCAGGUUAAUGGCAUCUUGUUGCACUGCGCAUUAUCGAGCAGCCACGUUUUAAAACACUAAAUGGCAUAUAUAUGAGUAUACAUCUCAUUGUCAGAAUAUAGUGUGCAGAUCUAUAUACAAUAACACACAAUUGAAAUCAACUUAACGUCAAUAUAAUCAUAGAUAAAUGACCCAAAGUUAUUUUUAUAAUACAGCCAUCGCAGGUGUAAAUUACUUAAAGGGGCCAGAAGCAACUCAUAUAACCAUUUCGUACGUGAUGGUCCCGUGUAUACCAAUGCUCAUCCUACAUGUGCGACAUUGAUAUUCGAUGAAAUUAUUAAAACAAGCCGCCACAAAUAACCCAUCACAACAAAUCGGGACACUGCGGCCUCUUCAUUUGAUCACCAAAACGAGAACGUUUUGACUGCGGCCGAGGAGAUGCUAUCCAUCGCAAAAACGAAAACUCUCACCCCACCGUUGCGAGAGGGUUGGAAACGGAGCUCUUUCCGCGACCUCUUUACCUCAUUCAACUCGCUCCGCCUGCUCCCUUCAAUGGGUGUUGUGCCCACUCGAGCUGGCCGAUGGCUACGAUGGGGAAACGUGAUACUGGCGAUGGAUUUGCUCAGAGUCAGAAUGUUUCUCUGGUUAAAUUAAAGGCCGCAUGAGUAUUCACGUUUCAAGCCAUCGCGUGUUGCUCCUGAUUAGGUUUUUUUUUCGUGGCGAACUAACAAAGUGAGGUUCAGUUAAUACGUAAAAUAUGUACGAGUGUAUGUGUGGAUGUAUGUGUAAAUAUACUGUAUAUGACACAGUAUUCAUGUACUGUAUGUGUUUUUUUUAAUAUGCUUAUUGGAAAAGUGCAGUUUUAUUUUGAUAAGGGUUAAGCAAACGAUACAGUUAGUCAGUCAGUAGGUCGCAUGCAGUGGGGUUAAGUUUGGGUGCUCCCAAAACUUCCAAGAUGCCUGGCUAGCAGAGAAGAGUAGGCCAAAUUUCCCUCCUUAGGUGUUAUCUGGAACUUCUUAUAGUGGAGGACCUUCUGCUAGCAGCGGCGUAAGCAAGAAAGUGCAGGGCUGCACCUUAUACGUCUUAGAAUAUGAAAAGAACAUCAUUAUACAUCUCAGGAAUGAUUACGGUCAUGAUCAAGUGAGACAUGAGUGGAUCAAAUAUAUGUGGUCUUGAAACUGUGCAUAUAGCAGUCAAUUAUGGUUAACAUAUGCAAAUAGCGUAUAUCAUUGCUGCUAAAUAAAUUUAACAAAAUGCGAGUACAUACAUAAUAACCAACACAUUCAACAUUGUUUUGAAAUCUCUACUGGUCACACGUUUUCAAAUAAACGCUUUUUUGUGAACUUAACUUUCACGCAUAAUCGAGCUGAAAAACGCAUCAUUUGUUAUCAGCAACGGCAACUGGGGAAAAUUAAUAUAUCUUAAAUAUAUAUUAAAAUAAAGUGUAAGAAUUACGUAUGUGAAUAAAAAAUACAGCUAUGUUGGAUGACAUUCAACUAACUCUGUGUUGUGUGGCCCCUGGUGUUUAUGAUGAUGCCACAAUAUGAACCCAGUACAAACCUCAGUGUCAAGACUCUUGAGGAGAGAACUGCAUUGGGAUGCAUGGCCAAUUCUGUUUUGGUGACUUUGUGGUAUGUGGGAGGAGACUGGAAUACCCGGAGAACACCCAUACGUAAGAGUGCUAACACACCCAAACUCUGCACAGAUUGAUUCAACAAUCCAUUGGUAGACUGCGAUCUCCUGGCCUCCCCACAGGCCGUGCCUACAACAUCUGGCAAGCCCCCGUGGUCACCCAUUCAAGUUGUAACCAGGCGCAAUUUGCUUAGCUUCUGAACUCUGAUUUGUUUGGGCACAUUGAGGGUCAUUUUUAUCACGGGUAUGUCUAUGGCAGUGCAUCAGAGGCCCCCUCUGGGUGGCUAUAAUAAAACCCCUGCUGUGUGGCGGUGGGACAUUGGUGGACCAUUGAAUCAGUCGGCUCCCUUUCCAGUCACCUUGAUUGUUUCCACCUCCAAAAGCAGGAUUGUCCAAUACUUUACCUCGAUAUAUAGAUAGAGUCCUUUCUAAAAUACGGACCAAUGUAACGUGAACACGCGGUUCUCCUUUGAGAACCGCGUGAAGUGCUUGAUUCUACGGUUCGUCAUAACGAUCAGUUUGAAGCUCUUAUAUUUUCUGGGUAAAGUUCAGACCGAUGCAAUGUAAGUUAAACAUGGCUAUUUUUCUUUUCCAAAUGCAUUCUUUAAUAUAGUUAUGUGUAUAUAUGUGGCAAAGUCAAGGGUCGUGAUCGGGCCGAAAGGGCUUUCUAUAUUCUUGGAAGAACAAUUUAAGAUGAAAAGAAUGUUUAUAGUAAAUGUCUACUGAAGUGUGUGCUUAAAGAGGGUCUAUAAGUAUGCUUGAGGACAGGUUAACUUUAAACUGUCUUGACUUCCCCAACCUCUCUUGAGUACAGACUGGCUCCACUUUCAUUUCCAUCAGUGGGUAUUUGAGCUACAUUAUCAUUGGCUGGUUGUGGCAGGGGGUGUGUUGCGCAGUGGUUAGAGAACUGCAAUGUGAACCCAGAAAUCUGAGUUCAAUUCUCAGUUACAGUUAAAAAUUAGUGGCAAGUGACAUCUGAAUCAACUCGACCAUCACCAACCCACGAUGACCAGCGUGUUAAAGUAUGGUCAAAUAACCCCUUUUGAUGGAUAUGGCAUGGGGAAGCAUUCACCCAGCAGCUGAUUGAUAAUGGGCUGUAAAUUAUUGUCGAUACAUUUUGGUUGUGGUUUUCACCGUGUUAACCAGUCUUCAAACAAGGCCCCAAAAAUGCUGUAACUUGCUUAAUGUUGACGUGAAUAUCCCAUGGAUUCAAUUACUUUGUGUCAUGUGAAAAAAAACCUGAUGUAACACAACUUGCUUUAUGAUCAUUCAAUCUAAAAGUGUUAGUCGGGGUAUAACGAUUCAUCGAUUGAUUUAAAUUCUUAAGCACGAGAUAAGUGGAUUCGUACAUUCGCUUGUGGUCAGAUUCAAUGUUUGCCAUGAGUAGGGUUGUUCACGUGACCCCUCUAGACGCUAGAGGUCCUCACAUUCACCACGCCGUUAAACUAAAUAAUUGAGUCUUGAAUUGAACCGUGGGUGGAUCGUUACACGCCCCAGGCCUCACAUUAAAAAAGUUGAUUUAUUUCAUUUUACAAAGUGGAGUUGUUUUUGUUUACUGGAAAUGUGUAAAAGUGCUUAAGUAUGCCGCUUAAUCGUGGGGCAAAUAUUGUCGGCUAGCGUUUUGUGUAUUGUUUAAUGUCCGAAUAUUGUUUCAAUUUAUGACCGUGAAAAGGCUUCGAUAUAAAUGUAUUCGUUUUCUUUACAUAAAUGUCAACAAGUAAAAUAGA
This is a messenger RNA of Petromyzon marinus (sea lamprey), 5029 nucleotides long. RefSeq lists its product as uncharacterized. The record is from RefSeq and is a predicted model, not a curated record. Lineage: Eukaryota; Metazoa; Chordata; Hyperoartia; Petromyzontiformes; Petromyzontidae.